AUGGCAGAUCCUUUGUCCAUCGCGGCCAGCGUUGCCGGUCUUAUCACGCUGGCCGCGUCAACCGCCAAGCUGGUGAAGACAGUCGGCGACCGGUACACGAACCAGGUGUCUGGGUCGGUACAAGAAAACGUGCAGACACUCGAAGCGGCUCUUGGGAACAUCACGAAGGGCAUGUGGACUUCCGACUUCACGCGCCCCGGGGAGAAAAGCCUGCAGCAGCCCAUCAGCUCUUGCGCGCAGACUCUGCGUGAGCUCGGCAAAAAUUUCCGCAAGCUGCACCCACAAGCGCCUUCGGGGACCUCCGUACAGAGAUCAUGGGAUUCUCUCAGAAGGCUCCAGCAGAAGAUGACACGCCCAGAGACGUUGAAGGAGAUCGAGAGACUACAAGUUGUCUUGGAGAGCCAGAAGGCGACUCUGCUUCUUGCAAUGCAGACUUGCUCGGGUGCAAGUCAGUUUGAUAUGCUGGUCAUGAUCUUCAACACCGUUCAGGAGCUCAGGCUAUCCAAGCAAUGGACGCAGCCGGCACAUGUGCCAACAGGCCACCAGUUCCAUGACUACUAUUUCGACGAUGAACUCCUGAAUGAACCGUCGGUAGCGCAGACGUUUUCAUCCUUCGAAGAUUGGCUGGAGACGUGGAGUGCUCCGGAGGCAGAUCAAGGCGUUCUUAAGCAGUUGACGAGCGAGAAUCCUUUGAACGCCCUUUCACCCCACCUGUCUUCAGCGUCACAGACCAGGUGUUCAACUGUGAAGUUGGUCAUCGAGGGACUCAAGAAACAUGAAUUCUCGGAGGAGACGACAAAGGAAAUUAUUGCGCCUCGGGAUGCCCCGUUGUACGAGAUCAUCUCCCUCCUGAAUAGCCAAGAGUACGAAUACACUUGCGGAUUUAUGGACGUGGUUGACGGCACCAGCUUUGCCCCAUUCUUGCCCUGGAAUACGUCUCUCGUGGCCAUCACCGACGGCCACAGCUCUUACGACGUCGAGACAGGCUUAAGGAUCAAUCGCAAUGAGAGACUAAUCGAUUUUUAUAACGGGUGUCUCCGAAAUACCGUCAAUCUCCACGGUUCGGCGAGCCCCUCUAUCGAGAAGCGAGCCUCUGCCCUUGCUGUGCAGGACACCUUUGAUCCUCGCAUCAACACCAGCAUCACGUUCCAGAGAACGCUGCGGCUUCCGGAGGAUGGAGAGUCUCACGGGACUUCCGCGCUUUUGGGUCCGUUUCCACUCUUCAACGCGGAGGAGCACGCCUCCAGGCUGCCCUCUGCUAUGAAAUCCAAAGGCGGCUUCUUCUUCCCCAUGUUCCAGAGAGAGGCCCUGGCGAUCGUUUUCAGUCACAGCAAUGACUCUGAGCACGUCGUCGGACGCCUUCAAAGCGACAAAGAUCACUUUGCAACCAAGAUGUACGCGGGUUCCAUCAACUGCUUGUCGGGCAAGACGGCCUCGGAAACAAACGACGACGACGACGAUGAAAGAACCGACUACAUCGUGAGCCCGCGACAGCUCAGGUUGGACGGUUACCGGUCCGCCGACGGGACCGUUAGACAGUUCGUCGCCAUGCCCCUUGGCUGGGGAUACUCAGCCGAGCACCAAAUCACGGGGCUCGAGUUCAUCGGCGGGGUCCAACUCCGGAUCGCCUCCCGGUUGAGAGACCGCGUCGAGUUCCGCCGUCUUGACGAUCUUUGGGAUUUCGGCAACGCGUUACGUAUCACUUCCACCGCCACGAAUCUCGGGCUCGGGGUCGGCGACGUGCUCGCCAUGACGGACUUCGACCCUGAUAUCAAGAUCCUGGAUGACUCCGGUCUCGGCUUUGCGGACAAGACCAAUUGGUCGCGACAGCCGCUGUUGAUGCCCACGGAUGGCAAAAACCACCGGAUGUCAACCGUUCAGGACAUGAUGCUGAAGUCUGGUCAGCGAGCCCGGGAAUCGACUGAUGGUAUCCGUCUCCGCGUCGUUCCUCCCGUGCUUGUUCAUCUGAAGAUUAUUAUGGGAGAACGUGCCCCGAUCGAAGAGUCCUUCCGCUGCUCUCCCCAUCACGAUCUGGGCUCUCUCGUCACGCAUCGCCUUCACCGCCGUUAUCUGGACUGCGGACACUGCGACAAGUGUAGGAGCAGCCACAGAUACAACGCAUAUCCCGAAUGGUCAUUACACGUAGAGCUCUCGGCGUCGGUUUCUAGACUCGGCUGGCCGGCCCGGCAUUGUCCGCUCGAGACCCUCGCAGCUUCGUACGGCAGGGCGGAUGGCGAGCUGCGGAUUGUAUGCACCCAAAUAUCCCCCGGCCUCCUCCGUCCCAGAGACGACGACACACGAUUACACAGGCAAUCGGCCGCUUCCGCCUGGGAGAUGGCCUUGGGGGCCGGGGCCAGGCUCAUGCGGCGGAUCUACAUGGGCGCUUCCCACCAGCACUGGGACUGGCGGAACAGCCGCCUUGUCAACGUGCAGAUCCUCAACGCGGUGGCGUUCCGGAGCGUAACCGGCAUCCCGGCCUGGACUCCGGUGUCGCUGAGAGACUACGAGAAAAGGCAGCUCACGUUGGAGGUGCCUCUGUCGGUGCCACAAGGGCACUCUGAUAUGGUGUCCGAAUCAGCGAUGACGGAGCUACUAAACAUUAGCUCCCUGGACAGGGAGGUGUCUGAUAAAGUCAGAGGCAAGCGUUUAAUGGUGUUGUGUCCUCAGUGCGAGACUAACAUGUGUAACUUGGCACACCUGUUCUGCUCGGACUGUACAUCCAACUCCUCCACAUACUUCCAGUGCGGCAAAGAAUGGACAGAGAAGAUCACGCUGUCGGGGGUUAUGGAACACCCCUCCAAAGGGCACCCACCGGACGGCAAAUCAUCUCGGCUCCUCUCGUUUGAAGAAACAUGCGAGCAGCUGGAGGCCAUACCGCAUUAUCCAAAGUCCGGCCCCCAUUCCGGAACCGCUGAAGACGUGGCCAAGAAGAUAGCCCACAUGCAACUGGGGGAACAAGGAAUCUUCUGGUACAACUCUGUCAUCUCGAUCUUGAAGAAGGCCGAGACCCAGACCCGGCGCAGCGUGACCAAGAGCCUGAUCCUGAGCAACACCGAAACCGGUCACACGCAGCGACUAGAGCUUCUUCUCGGUCUGGUCUCUCCAGAGGACUAUGCUGUGCAGGAGACGGGUGCCGAAAUAGGGCUCAAAGAGCUCCUGCGAGUAUCCGUUGACAACGUCAGGGUUCCAGACAAUGACCGACAUCUCGGGGCUCGGAAGCCCUCUACGUGCCUCGAGGCCGUCGUCGACUGGAUGGCGAGAAACGGUAUCGAGGCACACCGCCUCGCAGACUGGGGAUUUGACACCAAGGCCCUGCUGUGCCCGCAGAGCGACCAGAGCCUCAGGCGGGUCAUCGACUUCCUCAUCGGCGACAGCGGUCGGUCCCUCUCGGAAGACUACGGCGUCACCGUCUUCUUCAUGAGCAGGUUCUGCAGCAGCCGGGCCGACCGCGAGCUCAGGCACACGCUGCUGCGGACCCUCGUGGCCCACGGCGUCGACGUCGACGCCCGCGACCACCUGGGCCGCACGAUGCUUUGGCGGGACAGCGCCACGGACCUCGGUUCCGUGCUCCUGGACUGCGGCGCGCGCGUUGACGUCCUGGACAACGGCGGCAACGCGGUGCUGCAUCACCUCGUCUCGCAGGCGCGCCACCCAACCACCGCCGCAGCCGCCGCUGCGGCCGUCGCCACCAAGGCCGUCAAGGCGCGUGUGGCGGAGAUCCUGAGGCAUAAGGCGGGCAGAGCGGGCGUCGACACGCCGAACGCGGAGGGGCUGACGGCGCUGCACCUCGCGAUGGGGAUCGAUUCGCUGUGGGACUGGAUGGGGUUCACGGGCCUCCUCGUCGGCGGCGGCGCGGACGCGGAGCUGCCGAUGCAGCGGGGCGUCUAUCGGGACGAGGUCGGGCGUCUGGUGGCCAAGUGGGAGGGUGAGCUCGAGAGGUCCGACGUGCUGAUGAGGAAAUCGGCCGAGAGGCGGCUGCAGACGGUGCGGCGGGCGCUCGGCGCGUCACCGACAGAGUGA
Molecule: messenger RNA, 4020 nt
Organism: Colletotrichum higginsianum IMI 349063
Lineage: Eukaryota; Fungi; Ascomycota; Sordariomycetes; Glomerellales; Glomerellaceae
Product: Integral membrane protein
Exons: 4
Coding region: 1-4020 (1339 amino acids)
Source: RefSeq, a predicted model, not a curated record